Sabethes cyaneus is the source of this 2494-nucleotide messenger RNA. RefSeq lists its product as uncharacterized. Gene Ontology annotation, cellular component: microtubule; centrosome; spindle pole. The record is from RefSeq and is a predicted model, not a curated record. The transcript is spliced from 7 exons. Lineage: Eukaryota; Metazoa; Arthropoda; Insecta; Diptera; Culicidae. Bases 1 to 2460 code for a protein of 819 amino acids. Gene Ontology annotation, biological process: positive regulation of cytokinesis.
AUGGCUGACGAUGAUUACGAGUUCACCAUUGCGAAAUUCCUCAAGGAACAAAAACACUUGCUCGCCCUUGAACGGGAACGUUUCGAAGCGGAAAAAAUAAAAGUGUUGGAACCGGAGGUGGAUUUGGUUCAUACCAACGAAGAAAGUGUGAAACAAUCGAAGGAUCAGCUUAACCAAAUAGUUCAAAGUGAAGGUAAUUUACAAGAAAGCCCAUUGAAGCGUGACGAUGCCGCGUCCGGGCAGUGUCCAGUCGAGAACUUGCUACUAAAGGUGAACUCCAAUAGCCAGACUCAGCUAUCAGAUGCUGCCGUAAGCCCAGCCGGUGCUGACGGUCAUCGUCGGCUAAGAAAACCGUUGAAUACGCCUACGGGAUCCCCGCAGUGUGAAUUCACCACGCCGGAACGGCAACAGGAUGAAAUGGAACAGUGGGUUUCGGACAGCUUCUAUUCGUAUUUUCCUAGCUUCAACAAAAAACAGAACGAGAAGAAAUCGAUGCUUUCCCGCGCCCGCCAAGCUGACUAUCAAGAAUAUCUGAAAAAUGUAAAUCAUAUUGCUGAUGUGAUCCCUCAAGUAAUGUCCAAGCACCAGCAGUACGUUGAAAAGUACGGUCAUCAAGCCGUCCAGUCGCCCAAUGAAAAAGGCACCAACACUUCCAGCCCUAACCAACAAGGCAACCACAACAACAGCAACAUCAGUACCGGCAAAUCUUAUCUCAGUCCACCGUCCAACUUCAGCCCGAGCCAGAUACCGACCAUUAGGAAAACGCUAGCCAGCGACCAGUCCGCCGGCACGUACAUGCGCAAAGGUAGCCCGCGGGAAAAGUUAAUCAGUGAUUUGACCCAUACUGACCUGUCCACCAUUCUCAAUACAGACACCAUUGACAGGCGAAACCGGAUGCUGGCGGAAGAGGAGAGCCGAAGAAAAUUGGAAUAUCAAAAGGAGCUUAUCAAGCAGAUCGAGGAAAAGCGGAAGGAGGUUGAAAGGCUGAGGGAAAAAGAAAAGUUGGAAGAAGAGAUGCUUACCAGUCGCUUGGAGCAACAGCUUAAAACAAUGCAGCUGGAAGAAGAACUUGAACGAGAGAAGAUUCGUAGUGAAAAGGUUCGGGUUGCCAAUGAACAGAAUCACAUUCGACGGUUACAGCUGCUCUCAAAAUUAGAAAACGACCACAAAGUGUUCAAUCCACACGACGAGCACCGGAAGACGUUGUCCGAAAACGGAAAGGAAGUUUACAUUGACCAACAUCAGCAGCAGCAGCAGAAAGCGGCAGCAAAAGAUAAAGUCUACCGUUACUUUAGCAAUUCGGCACAAAACGAUAAACCGUCCAGCUUUGCAUCUUCCAGUAUUUCUUCCGAGCUGGAUUAUGAUUCUUCCAGUGAGUCUCUGCGACCUUACGAGCGAUAUCAGUAUUGCAAAAAGUGCCGUGGUGACAUCGAUCGAUCGUUUCUACCUCGAACUGGACCGAGUCACAGUCGUCAUCAUGGUCAUAAACACCAGCAGCAAGAGCAGCAACAUCGGGGGACACCUAAAAUGACUCGCAAGGAAGAACACUGCGUCAACUGCCACAAUCGGAUUGAGAAAUUAUGCGCGAAGUGUGAUCGCGUGUUAAAACGUUCGCUAAAGCAAAACCUCUGCACGAUUUGCCAGCAGGCACUGGAAAACAGCCGUGCUCAAAAGGAAGCACAAUCCGAACUAAGAAGACAACGCAGUAAAUUGCUUCGCUCGAUGGAAAAAUUGGACGAUUUUUACGACGAUCAACCUACGUUGGAGGUCGAGAAUCCUCCGCAUCCUGCUUCCACCUCACCUCCAAACCCGUACAAAAUCAUCGACAUUCAAUACCACGAAAGCGACAAUGAUCAUGAUCUAGCCGUGCUAAAUCCGGUGAUCGUCCGGAACAACUACAAAAAACCCUUCUCACUUAACAUUGAAAAGGACUCGAUCUUCCAUCCCAGCAAAAAGACACCGGAACCCAAAGUGUCCGUUAACAUCCGUAACGGUGAAGUUUUCGUGGAUAAUAAACUGAACCCAUCGGCCGGCAAACGUCCCUCAAGUCCACCGGCGGAACUCGGCCGCGACGAUACCGACGAUAUUACCACCGACGAAAUGGACGAACGUAUUUCCAAAUAUGUGAAGCAUUACAAUACCCUCUGGAUGAAGCGUGGCAUGCGCAAAAAUAAUCUCAUCUCGCAGAAAAACGCACAAAUUCCACCGUUGCAGGAACCGUUGCAGGGCAAGCCGCUGCUGCCUUCGCUUUCGCCACCGAAAGUGUACGUCAGCGAUCGGGCAGACAACCUCAAGAGCGACGCCAUGAAAAUCACCGAAAAAAAGUGGGAUAUUCCUGCCGUAGAACGGAUUAAGAUAUCCCCCGGUUCGCCGCGCGUACUUACUCAGCUUGGAGCCAUCCGAAAACAACUGCAACUUGAACAACUAGAAGCGGAUAAGACCUUUGAUAAAGGCUACUAAAAACUACUUUAGGACAACAAUCAAACUAGACUGG